Molecule: messenger RNA, 1183 nt
Organism: Dioscorea cayenensis subsp. rotundata (Guinea yam)
Lineage: Eukaryota; Viridiplantae; Streptophyta; Magnoliopsida; Dioscoreales; Dioscoreaceae
Product: VQ motif-containing protein 22-like
Exons: 1
Coding region: 388-1041 (217 amino acids)
Source: RefSeq, a predicted model, not a curated record
AGAAAAAGUUUAAAGCAUAUACACAUCAAAGAAGAACCGACUAGGAAGACAGAAGGCAACACAAGUUGGUCAAGCCACCAAUCCAUCCACACGAUGCUUCCUCGAACCUAGUUUGAAUAAGACCUUCUAGAGACCCGGCCCCAUCAUCACCCACACAUAUUCCUCCACGUGACAUCUACUCCCUUCCAUCCAUCCAUCCAUCCAUUCAUCCCCAUAAUCCAACGCACGUGAUCUCACCAUGGUCCUCCUUUGACCUCUCUCUCUCUCUCAUAUAAAUUUAUAAGCGUAUGUAUGUGUUCUCAAUUCUCAUAACUUGCACCUAUAUCUUACCACCAGCACCAGCACCACCAGCACCACCACCACCACCAAAUAUAAAUAAUACCUUCAAUGGCCAUGAGCGACACCAGCUCCACCCCUCCAGACUGGGCACAACUCUAUCACCGGAACAUGUCCGUCAUAACUGAUCAAACAUCACCGAACAUGUUCGGCAGUGGCAGUACCGGUCUGGCUGACUCAACCAUAGUUACCAGUACUGCAUCAUUCUCUAGCCAAACAAUUUCACAAAAAACCACCGGAGGACCUAUUUCCAACAUCGAAGGCCGUGUCGGUAAAUCCCCUCGACGACGUUCUCGAGCUUCCAGAAAAGCCCCAACCACUCUCCUCAACACUGACACUACCAAUUUCCGUGCCAUGGUGCAACAAUUCACCGGCAUACCUUCUGCUCCUUAUUCUUCAUCUGCAAUCCAAACUAAUGGACCACCUUUUAUCAACUUUGGUCUUGGUAUUAAUGAUACCAUUAAUUUCACCAAUCAUGCUCAUCAACCCCACUACUUCAACAACAACAACAACAACAACAACAACAACAACCACCACCACAUAAGGCCUCAACAACAACAACAACAACAUCAGCAAGGUACAAUGUUCAUGCUUGAUAAUAUGACCAGUAGCAACAAUAAUGAAGGAGGGUUUUUCUUGGAUGUUCUUCCAGGCCAAACAACUGCACCACCAAGACCUGCCUCUUCAAAUGGUUUUCUUUUUUGAGGUACUUCCUCACAAGGUUUGCUUGAUUAUUAAUGUAUUAAUUAGUUUUUAUCAAGAAGCUGGAAGAGAUUGAUUGCUGGUUUGAUGCACAUGUAAAUAUUAUAAUGUUAUUUAUAAAACAUGUGUUGUCUCUCUUUACCGA